GAGGUCUUUGAGUCUCUCUUCUCUCCCCCUCCCUCUCUCCCUGCUGUCUCCAGGUAACCUCUUCUAGGCUUCUGUCCCCUCUCCUGAGGACAUCACUGCUCCUCCUCCCUUCUUGUUCCCAGAAAAGCCAUUCACACUCUCUUGUCACUUUCUCCUUCCUAAGUGUCUUCCUGUCCUCCCCCAGAUCUGAGGUCACCCAGAGGAAACCUCAGGACAAGGGCCUUGCUGUCUCCCCAGCUCCUUUCUUUCCUGCCUCCCACGACUCUGCCUUGCCCAGCGGGAACAAGGAUGGACAGGGCGGGGCAGGGGAGGGGUUCCUAAAGGAGCACUUUGUGGGUGGGGUGAUCUGAAGGCGGAUACUGAGAGGCCUCCUAGCAGAGAGGAAGAAAAGGUCCAGGAGACCUGGACUCUCCACCAUUUCUCCCGGAGCAAGGGCCAGUGGCAGGGUUGAACCCUCUCCUAAGAUUCACCCUCUCAGGAGCGGCUGCUGGCUGGGGCAAAGAGGGACAGAAACGGAGGGACAGAAUAAAAAAGUGGAAGGAGUUAGAGCAGACACAAUGGCCUCCACCAGUAGCUCAUCCUACAGCUGUUUAUCGAGAUCCAGGAACUAUUUUUUUAAAUUAUUUACUGGCUGGUGACAUAGCUCAAGGUUGACAACCUGAGUGCAAUACCCAGGACUCUCUUGAUAGGACUAAACUCCUACAAGUUGUCCUUCUGCCUCCACACAUAUGCUUUGGCAUGUGUCUACCAUAAAUAAAUAGUCAUUUUAGCACAUUUAUGUGUAUGCAUGUGUGUGUGUGCGUGCAAGCGCAUGGGUGAGUGUACCUGUAUGCACACACAAAGGCACAGAGGGCAUUGGGCGCCCUUUUUUUACCAUCCUCCACCUAUUCCUAUGAAGCAGUGUCUCUCCCUGAACCUGGACCUCGUAUUUUCUUGGUUAGGCUGGAAGCCAGCAGGCCCUGGUGACCUACCUGUUUCUGUCUGCACCCUCCCUGCACCUUAAAAUUGGACUGGAGUUGCAGGGAGGUGCAUGAUAUCUGGCUGCUACUUGGAUGCUGAAGUCGCAGGGAGGUGCAUGCUAUCUGGCUUCUGCAUGGAUGCUGGAGUUGCAGGGAGGUGCAUGAUAUCUGGCUGCUACAUGGAUGCUGGAUUCACAGGGAGGUGCAUGAUAUCUGGCUGCUACACGCAUACUAGAACUCAGAUUCCGGUCCUCAUGAUUGUCCUACAAGCAGUCUUAACUGCCGAGCCAUCUCCCCAGUCCCUUGUUUUGUUUCUGUUUGGAUCAGGGUCUCACUGAGUCCAGGAGCUCAUGAUCCUCAGGCCUCAGCCCCUAAAGUGCUGCAUCGCAGGUGUGAGUCUUCCAGCUAUGCCUCAGGAGCCAUUUCAGUAUCACUUUUAGCCACAGCAGAUGUCCUGUGCCGUGUGAGAGGCCGAGCUAGAGAGAUGCUGCACCGGGUGGGGACGAGGUUUGUGGGAAAGGAAACCACUGAGACAGAAAGACACACACACACACCACACACACACACACACACAGCCACAUGUAUGCACGUGUGUGUGCAAGAGGGAAGGAGGACAGGGUGGGGAGACCUUGAAUAAACGUGCACAGAAGUACAGGCCAAACUGGGUGUGGUAACAGCUAUCUAUUAACUAGGAGAUGAAGGCAGGGGAAUCAAGGGUUCAAGGUUAUCCUCCACUAAGACUGGAGUUGAGGCCAGCCUGGGUUCCUGAUGCCUUGUGUCAAAACAGAGACAGAAAAGAAACACCAGGGGGGUUGAGAUGGCUCAGGAGGUAGAGGUCAAGCCUGAGGGACCCACGUGGUUGAAGGAGGAAACCAGUACUCACAAGUUGUGCUGUGGUGAGUACUGCACAUCCUUGCUGUGGCAUGGCCCACGAAUGGAAAAUACACAGGUGAGAGGGAGGAUAAAGAGGCAGCGGGGGGAAGUCAGCAUCCUCCAACCGAGGCUCUGCCAGGGGCAGCUGAGGCACAGCAAUGUUCUCUGCCACAAAGCACCUUUGUCUGACCUCACAGGCCAGCUAAUAAACACUCAAGUGGAUGAGUCCUCUCUCCACCUCCAUCCUUACCCCGCCCACCCUUGUCUCUCUUCCUAACCUCUUCUCUUCCAACUUCUCAUUCUCCUCAGAAGCAUAAAAGCCAGGACCCCAAGAGCUGCUGAGUGUGGCCGACGGCACCCAGCAUCCACCAGCUGUGUGCCCUGUUCCUCCAGCUUCAGAAUGGCCUGCAUGCAUCUGGCCCUCCUUGUCGCCAUCCUGCUGAGUCUGGCAGGGACCCCCGAGACUGUGCCUGUUCACAGGGGACGAGGAGGAUGGACCCUCAAUAGUGCUGGUUACCUCCUGGGUCCUGGUAAGUGUUUUUGCUCCAUACUCCAUGGACUCCCUUAUUCCCACUCUCCAAGGAUGACCAAGAGGAGCCUGGUAGAAACGUUUAUCAGACCAAAGAAUGGAGAUCUGCAAGUCCUGGACAGGGAUAUUCCCAGCGAAGCUGCCCUGAAGUCGUAGAGACUUAGCCACGCCUCACCCCUCAUUCUUUUCCAGCUCAUCCGGCCCUCUACCCCCUCUCACUGCUCUGAGACCAAGACCCUACAAAACUAUCCCCAAAUCUCACUAAAACAUGUUGUAAUAUUUAAAGAAUUAUGCGGCUGUAACUCUG
Molecule: messenger RNA, 2668 nt
Organism: Myodes glareolus (Bank vole)
Lineage: Eukaryota; Metazoa; Chordata; Mammalia; Rodentia; Cricetidae
Source: RefSeq, a predicted model, not a curated record